AGAGGCGGCAUACUGGCCUCUUUGUUAACCGGGGUUCGAUAGAACCUCGCGCUAAUUGUGUUGUGGUUUAGACCCACGUCAAUCAAAACAUCUUUCCUAGACGGGAUUAUUGAUAAUGACAGCGGAGUCUUAGAGAGAUCAGUUAUCGGAAUUGUUCUACUGACGUGAAAAGCUGAGACAUUUACUACUCUGUCCGUUCUUACCCAGAGGACGACAUUUCCCCGUUGCAGCUCGUGGAGAACAGCUAGUACGUCGCAGAGCGUUGUGUGCCUUUAAAAUCGAGUCGACUUAUUGGUAGUGUACGGCUACCGUAAGAGUCUGACUCUUGAAGACUUUGAGAACAAAGUGAGGGAGUGAAGUUGUUUCCCAAACUGAUGCCAAAGAGAGACAUUUGUUUUGUCCUUUAGACCCUAAAUGAGAAAGGGUCGCGGCCAGAUGGGGAUAGUCACCCGAGCAAAAGAGAUUGCAGCGUGUGGACAGCUCAAGGCUUAACUGUGUUCCCGUAACCCAGCCCGAAAUCAUUGGUCUGACAACGGGAGCAUAUAGUCGCCUAACGCCUGACUGGGUUCUACGAGGCAAUUUACCCCCUGCAGCAAUAACAUACUUCGUAUGUGUGGCACUGACAGUUUUACCUGAUUGAAAUUUGAAAACUCAUUCGGACUGUAGGAACCUGAUCGCCCGGGCCUUGGAGUCUGAAUUGCGUGCGUAGGACUGCUGUGCGUUUCGACUUGAAUUUGGCCCUUGAUUUUUCUUUUUUUUUUUAUUCUGUAGAGUUGUGAACGUAUCAGCUGUGGUGAAUCGCGCAAGGAACUGUCUUUCAACCCACGUGUCAUUUGCCUGGGCUUGGCUUUUUGAACACGUGACAAGCAGCACGAGAUUUGCGGAUUUUUAGAUAAAUUUAAGGCACGUAUAUGCCUGUUGUCACUGCAGAAAGGAGUGUGGAUGUUUCCAAUGCAUUUUGGUUGAACAGCUAGGUUUCAUUCUGGAUAAGACAAAGUCUUCGAAAGGGCUAUUGGCACAGGUCCUAGAUUUAAAGAUUUGAUUUCGUUUUGAGGACUCCCGUGCACCGUUAACGAACAAGCUGGUGUAUUUCACUUUGUGCAACCACGUGGUCAUUGAAUACUACCUGGUUCUUUGGAACACGCUUAGUUGAAACUUAAUGCAAAUUGAUGCCAGAGUAAAUUGCGGAGGCAAAAACGUUGCUGUGAAGUAAACCAAGAAGACAAGCGAAAAAUCCGACAAAGGAAAACAUACCGAAAACCCAGAACUCCACGAGGGAAUCUGGUUCUGUCGCCUUCUGACAUAAAACAGAAACUCGCAGAGCAUCUGUUGGCAUAUCCAAUCGGUGCGCGGAAGUGGUUUGAACUCACUGUGUCCAGAUGGUCAACAAGAUGCCUAGCGACCACCAGAAUGACGGGCCUGUCAACGUGGCGCAUAAUUUGACGCUCAUGUCAAACUUCGAAUCGUGGCAGAGGCGCAUCUUGGUAGAUUUGACGCCAGAGGGCCGGGAGUGCAUGAUAUCAUUUUGGAAUCUUCCCACACCAAAAUAUAAACACUGCAAUGCCACGUGGGAUAACUACUACUGUUGGCCAGUGACGGAAGCAAACAAAACGGUGUACAACCCUUGUCCGUUCGUAUUUGCCCAUGAUAAUGACGUCCAGCGUUAUGGUCACCGUUUCUGUAACGCAGAUGGUCAGUGGGCACACGGGAACUGGACAAACUACACUGCGUGCCUUGACCAGGACCUUAUUAACAAGUUCUACGGGCCAACAUCGCCAACACAGCUAGUUGACGAGAGUGAGUUGAUGACGGCGAUCGUUCUCCGGGACAUCUAUUUCUACGGAAGCAUCGUGUCGUUACUACUGUUGAUGAUCACGUGGGUUAUAUUCCAAUUUUUCAAAUCGCUCCAGUGCAGUCGUAUAUCAGUUCACAAGAACCUCGUGGUCUCCUUCAUAAUCCGCUAUUUGAUCGUGUUCGUGAUGUUUGAGCCUUACAUUACGUCAGCUGAUGACCUGGAUACGAAGGGCACGUACCGCCAAGUGGAGUGGCUAUGCAAAUUAAUCCAAGCGUUGCUUCAGUACUCCGUCAUGGCUAACAUAUUCUGGAUGUUCGUGGAGGGGUUGUUCCUGCACAACAGAAUAGCCAUAUCAGUCUUCAGUACGGAGACACCAUUUCUGUUGUACUAUUUUAUUGGUUGGGGUUUGCCUGGUCUGUUCGUGAUGGUCUGGGCGAUAUGUAUGAAAUUCAAGCACCCCGACAAAUGCUGGGACAACUACGCCGGUCACCCUCUCUUCUGGAUAAUAGCAGCUCCCAGUAUUGCAGCCAUUGUGAUCAAUUUGUUCUUCUUGAUCAAGAUCAUCUGCAUUUUAGUCACAAAACUCACUGCUAAUAAUACAGUGGAAACCAAUCAAGUUCGGAAAGCAUUGAAAGCCAUCCUGGUGUUGUUCCCACUCCUUGGGAUUACCUACCUUCUGUACGUGCUCCCCUCCAACGACAAGAUAUCCAAAGCCGCUUACCACAUCGUAAAUGCCAUAUUGCAGUCCUCCCAGGGCAUAUUCGUGUCAAUCAUCUACUGUUUCUUAAAUGGAGAGGUGCAGGCCGCCAUUAAGAAGAAGUGGCAACGCUAUCAAUUACAGAAAUUUGGCAGUGUCAGAGGAAAGAGGCGGACAUCACGGACGUCCUCGUUCUUCCUUUCACAAACAGAGAAUUCCAACACACAACAGAAUAAGUUGCUUAGCAACGGCGGUUGCUGCGAGAACGGCAUGACUAGAUUGCAAAAGAUUAACUCGGAUCACAAGCUUUUGAAUGUGGAACCGUGCAUAAAAGAGAAAGAGAUGUUGGAAGCAUUAUAAGAACCUGUGGUCACUUGAGCAGUGGUCAUCGCAUGUGUUGGAAUUUACGGGUAUAUGAAUGAACAUCGACGCUUUCUGCGAUGGGGCAUGAGGUUUCGAAUUAAUACGUGACGAUAGGAUUUGAAUGAUUAAUUUUUCCAAUCACUGUACAGCGGAAUGUAGCUGAAGUUCUCGAACAGCAUCUUUCUGAUUCACAAGAAUGCUUCAAUCUGUAUGUUGAAAGAAAAAGGAAAAGAAAAAGUGGAGAUUAAAGAAAGAUUAAUUAGGAAUGAAACACGAUUACGUCAUGGUAGUCUGGUGCAAUGUCGUUACGUCACAUUGUGUCUGACGUCACAUAUCAUGAGCGAUUUGCAGAAUGUAGUUGAAUCUUGUUGAAGAGAUGGAUCCAUUCUGGUAUCAUUACCCAGCUGGACACAGACGAGAAGAAUGUAAAAAAAGAAAAGAAAAAGAGAUCGACGUACCAGAAGCAGUGACACGUCUCUCGAAGUUUUUGUUCUGGAAUAUCAAGUGAUUGAAAAGUGUUUGAACUGUUCGACAAUCGGAUUAACUGGCCAUUCAGCUGACGCGUGCCGGUCACGUGUCUUGCGAUUAGAGUCUUCGUCCAUACACAGUCAAUGCAUUGUUUUCCACAGCAGAGAUCGACGCCUUGAAAUGUUGUACAUGUGCGAAGCUUGGUCCUUUAUGUAUACUUUGUAUAGGGGGCUAUCAAUUAAUGUGAUAACGGGGUCGCCGUUGUAUCAUGAAAUUCGGUGGUUAUUAAAAAUACAUUAUAAUUCAUCCCCGGUGUUGUAAUUUUGAAAUAAAUUGUCGUUAUUAUUAUUAUUAUUAUUAUUAUUAUUAUUAUUAUUAUGUACGUCUCGUCGCCGCGAUUAUAUAUACACGUGUAAGUGAUAUAUCCAGUCAAAUGCAUGUACCGGUAGUCAUAUUGUUAUAUUGGUAGAGGAUCAUCUUCAUGUAUUGUAUAUUUAUAAAUGCAUUCGUUACAGUUGUAAUAUUAUUAUGUGUUAUGUUGCCCAUACCUUCCACAAGGCAUAUGGGGGAAAUAUGUUUAUUACAUAUAAUCGGUCGAUUCUGCACAAAUUAGUUAUGUUGUCUGAAUGUUUUAUUAAGAUAAAACUGGCUAAUUAUGUUAACAGUAGCUGACGACUUCUUAUUGUGGUGUAAUUUCGCCAGAUCUGCACUGCAAAUGUGUUUAUUUUUAAUGUGAGUCAAGGUAAAGCCGAUCCCACGUAAACAUCAGACUUGAAGAUGCUUAACCACGUUUUAUAACCACCAUAGCACCAUUCGGGAGACCCCGUCCGAUUCCGUUUCCGUAAUCCCACGGAAAGCGUAGCCGGGAUUAGCCGAAUUUGACCGACUUCCAGCACAGACGGUGCAUUUUGAGAUGACUUGCCGAGCUGCAUUUAAUUCCGAAUAAACUUGGUAGAAACUGGAUCAGCUUGCUUCUGUGACAUUCCAUUCCUAGUUUUCUUAUUGAUUAUCAAUUUAAUAUGCUGCCUUUGCAUAUUGUUAUCAUUAUAAGCAUAUACAUAUUCUGUUACAUAGGGAAAUGUGUGUUAUGUUAGCAUGCAAUAUGUCACCUACAGGACACGGUAAGCCAUGUCUUGCAUGUGAUUUGUCAAACGUAAAACUAAGAAACGUGACCAAGGUUAAAUUGUACAUGCAGUACAUGUACAUGUUUAUGCAGAAGAAAGGAUGAGCAAUUAGUAUAAUAAAGCGGCUCACUUACGUGAGGACUAAAGCUACAAACUGUAUCGUGUGCCGCAGUGUUGUUAAAAGGAAUCGAGUAAAAUUGCAUGUUAAUGGGUUUGAUGUACUUUAUAUAUUGUUUAAACAAAAAGCAUGCACAGAAGCGUUAAAUGUGUGCUUUAAUACACCGAUCUACAGAUUAAAAUGCUGCAAAUUGCUUUUAGAUUUGUUUUGAUUUUUUAAAUGUGUAAUAUAACUAUGGUGCUAAAACUUUUUAUACACUAAGUAUAUGCAGAUACCGUUAUUCAAGUUCAAGCAGAGGAGAAAAGCUACUGUAUGAGUAAACUCCAUCGUUUCUUGAAAUUUUAAUAUAAUAAAAUAUAACCACAAUAAAAACGUGUUCCUUUUAUUGAUUUUCUUUAAUAAUUGGAAAAGCCUAUACAAAUAACAAAACGUGGCACCGUUAUUUUGUGC
Molecule: messenger RNA, 5015 nt
Organism: Lingula anatina
Lineage: Eukaryota; Metazoa; Brachiopoda; Lingulata; Lingulida; Lingulidae
Product: corticotropin-releasing hormone receptor 1
Biological process (GO): cell surface receptor signaling pathway; adenylate cyclase-modulating G protein-coupled receptor signaling pathway
Cellular component (GO): plasma membrane
Molecular function (GO): G protein-coupled peptide receptor activity
Source: RefSeq, a predicted model, not a curated record